Messenger RNA from Carya illinoinensis, 1703 nucleotides. RefSeq names its product magnesium transporter MRS2-5. NCBI's taxonomy places the organism in Eukaryota, Viridiplantae, Streptophyta, Magnoliopsida, Fagales, Juglandaceae. Gene Ontology annotation, biological process: magnesium ion transport. Gene Ontology annotation, molecular function: magnesium ion transmembrane transporter activity. The transcript has 7 exons. The record is from RefSeq and is a predicted model, not a curated record. Bases 295 to 1641 code for a protein of 448 amino acids.
CGAGCCCUUUCGUGGUCACAAGUCAUAACCUUCUGAAGUCAGCAAUUUCCCAAAUAUAUCCAACUGUCAACUCGACAGCCUUGACUGGACAGGCCUCUGCGUUUCUUCACUUUCAGCUACCUAACUGUCAACUUGGCAACCUCUGAAGUCUGAAGCUAAUCCUGAAGAGGUUUUACUUCGGAAACGCAGAAAGAAAAUAGAUAAUGUUAAUUUUGAUGGUUCUGCUCUCAAAUAUAAUGGGCGAUCCUCUUGCUCGAGCAAGAUUGUGGACAGAGUGACUUUAGAUAUCAUCUAAUGCCUACUGAUGUGUGCCUCCCGCAAGCAACAUUUUCAAUCAGGAAGAAGAGCCAGAAAAAGUUUAAUCUAAUGGAAGAAUCACGGUAUCCUUUUCUUCCACUUGAUAUUCGGGAGUCUGCAUCUUCUCGGAACACCAAUAGAUCUAAUUUAGAUGGGUCUGGAAGUCGUGGGUCUGGAAGUUGUGAGUCCAGUCUUACAGCAGAAUUGAAGAAACGAGGUCAUGGAAGUCGAUCUUGGAUAAAAAUUGAUAAAAAUGGAAACUCAAAGAUUUUGAAGCUUGACAAGGCUACUAUAAUGACACAUUGUUGUGUGCCUGCUAGGGAUCUCCGACUUUUGGACCCCUUGUUCAUUUAUCCUUCUACAAUAUUAGGAAGGGAGAAGGCUAUUGUGGUCAGUCUUGAACAGAUCAGGUGUAUAAUCACUGCUGAUGAGGUUAUCCUGAUGAAUUCCUUGGAUGAAUGUGUUGUUCAGUAUAAGUCAGAAUUGUGCAAACGCCUUCAGACAAACAUGGAUCAAGCUGAGGAUCUGCCUUUCGAAUUUAGGGCACUGGAGCUGGCUUUGGAAUUAGUUUGCAUGUCUCUUGAUUCUCAGGUAAAAGAACUGGAAAUGGAGAUAUAUCCUGUGUUAGAUGAGUUAGCAACAUCUAUUAGUACCCUUAAUCUAGAACGUGUGCGUAGACUCAAAGGCCAGCUUCUUGCCUUGACUCAGCGGGUUCAGAAGAUCCGAGAUGAAAUAGAACAUCUUAUGGAUGAUGAUGGGGACAUGGCUGAGAUGUAUCUGACUCAGAAGAAACAAAGGUCCGAGGCUUAUCUGUUAAGUGACGUUUGUGCUCCAACUAAUACUUUAGGUGGGACCAGAGAGGUUUCAAAUUCUUCUCCUGUUUCACCUGUGGGGGCCUUCACUAGAGCUCCAUUUUUACAAAGGGCUGUUAGUAGUAUCAUGAAUUCGAGCAAAUAUCAAAGCUCAAUGGGUUCAUCUCCUGGAGGGGAAAACAUUGAAGAACUAGAAAUGUUGCUUGAGGCAUACUUUGUCAUCGUUGACAAUACCCUGAGCAAGUUGUCAACGCUUAAAGAAUACACUGAUGACACUCAAGAUUUGAUCAAUAUUAAACUGGGAAAUGUUCAGAACCAGCUCAUACAAUUUCAGUUGCUUCUUAUUGCUGCGCUCUUUCUGGCUACAAUAUUUGCUUCUGUCACAGCAGUAUUUGGAAUGAAUUUUGAAGACUCGAUUUUUGACUAUGCAUCUACAUUAUAUUGGGCUGUGGCUAUUACUGGUGUUGCCUGUGGGUUUUUUUAUUUCUCUUUCCUAUUCUAUUUACGGCACAAGAAAGUCUUCCCGUUGUAAAUUGUGCAGUCAAAGUGCAAAAUUUUACAACGUAAUGAAGAUACGAGCUUUUUACUUUGAAA